Entrophospora candida is the source of this 198-nucleotide messenger RNA. NCBI's taxonomy places the organism in Eukaryota, Fungi, Glomeromycota, Glomeromycetes, Entrophosporales, Entrophosporaceae. The record is from the annotation of a GenBank genome assembly.
AUGUCAGCUCUAACUCCAAAAGAUUGUAACGCUGAACUUUCCAGCGAAGAAGCUCCACCUCUUUUACUAUUCACAGAUGAUUAUUCAGAUUAUUGUGGUCCAAUAGGAACAGAAGGAAUGGGCUAUCCAGGAGAAUACAAACUUCUUCCUGAAUAUGGACAAAUACAAGUCGGAAAACCCAACAACGAAAAAAGUUAA